GUGAUAGGUCACUGGUUUUUUGGCUUGUUUUGAAUUCAUUGGAGUGUUGCAUGUUGUUCAGAUUUUUUUUUACAUGUAAAAUAAAUUAAUUAUGUAUAGUGAAUGAAUGAUUUGUAUCGCGUAACGUCAGAACUGUACUGGGACUGCUGCUGAUGGGAGCGCGAUGACGGAGCACGAGCGCGACGACGCGGGGGCCGCCAAAAGGAAGGCCAUGCAGGGGGGUGACGCGGCCGAGAAGAAGCUGAAGGCCGGGGACACGGACGGGGAGGACAGCGGGACCGGCGCAGACGUCGCGAGCCACCGCCCGGCCGGGAGCGACGGUGUCGACUCCUCCGACGCGUCGGGUGACGGCGCCGGGACAGACGAGGAACCCAAGCUGUCCAAACGUCAGAUGAAGAAAGAGAAAAAGAAGGAACUGUACAGAGCAAACCUGGCUGUUAGAAGGGCGAGGGAGAAGGAGCGGCAGCGACAGAGGAAGCGCGAGGCGCGGCUGAACAACGUCGCGCUGGGUCCGUCGCGGAAGGAGCUGAAGCGCUGCACGAUGGCCGGCAGCGACUGCAGGGUCAGGAUCGCGAUAGACAUGUCGUUCGAUCACCUCAUGAGCGAAAAGGACUUGGGAAAGUGCAUUAAACAGAUCCUGAGGUGCUACAGUGCCAACAGACGGGCCAAGAACCCCUUGCAACUUCACAUCACAAGCUUCGAUGGCAAGACGAAAGAUGCAAUGGCCAAACACUCUGGUUACAACAACUGGGAUGUAUAUUUUCAACCAGACUCGUAUUUGGACUUAUUUGACCGUGAAGACAUUGUGUAUUUGACAAGCGAAUCAGAGAACGUCUUACACGAGUUGCAAGAUGACAAAGUGUACGUUAUUGGAGGCCUCGUGGACCAUAAUUCACAAAAGGGCUUAACUCUCGAGAUUGCGGAAGAGAAUGGCAUACAGCACGCGCAACUACCUAUCGCAAGCUUUCUUGAGAUGAAGACAAGAAAAGUUCUGUCAAUUGUACAUGUGUUCGAGAUCGUGCUGUUGGUGAGCGAGGGCAUGUCGUGGAAGGAGGCGCUGCUGCACGUGAUGCCCGCUCGCAAGGGGGCGGCGGAGAAGAGCACCGCGCCCGCCCCCGGACGCGAGGCCUGCGGAGUCGCAGACGGCAGCCCGGGAGACGCGGACCGGGCCCCCGUGGAUGCCGGCGGUCCGCCCGACACCGUGCCGGCAGCCAGCCUGCCCCCGGGGGUCACGGCCCAGCCCGACGCAUGAAGCCACGAAGCACGCUCAUCUACCGACACGCGCAACAUCAGCUCGUGCAGAUGCUUCAGCAAUGUAUCGGCAAGUACCUUGCAAAACUUGAAAAUUUGUACAGAAAGCGAUGCUGUGAUUAGUGCUUAAGUGAGGAAUAAAUUUUUGUUAUGAA
This is a messenger RNA of Bacillus rossius redtenbacheri, 1406 nucleotides long. Its product is annotated as tRNA methyltransferase 10 homolog A. The record is from RefSeq and is a predicted model, not a curated record. Gene Ontology annotation, molecular function: tRNA binding. Gene Ontology annotation, cellular component: nucleoplasm; nucleus. Gene Ontology annotation, biological process: tRNA N1-guanine methylation. Bases 164 to 1252 code for a protein of 362 amino acids. The transcript has 7 exons. NCBI's taxonomy places the organism in Eukaryota, Metazoa, Arthropoda, Insecta, Phasmatodea, Bacillidae.